This is a messenger RNA of Cylindrotheca closterium, 1029 nucleotides long. NCBI's taxonomy places the organism in Eukaryota, Bacillariophyta, Bacillariophyceae, Bacillariales, Bacillariaceae. The record is from the annotation of a GenBank genome assembly.
AUGAUCCCUCAGAGCCAGAAAUAUGCCAAUCACCUCUUCCAUCUCGCUCAAAUGGAAAUUCUCGCGGCAAACAUGUCUCAGUCAUCGACAACACAUAUGAAUUGCACCGAACUAAUAAAACAGAAUAAAAAGGCGGGUGGACUGGAAUUUGCCGUCCGAUUCUUUGAGCAUACCACAUAUUGGAAAACCUAUUCCCAUUUGGAUCCUGGUGAAGAAGACAUUUUUUCGUUUUUGAGCAUUUGGAAAUGUGCAAACAAUCAGCUGCGCUCCUUCCUAGAGCAGAUCUUUCCUGGAGAAGAUUUCAAGCAGCAAGUUCGAUUCAAGGAUCGUCAUGAAAAGUUCCCAGAGGCCAACAACAACAAGCAAGGUCAUGGUUUGUCGGAAUGCAUUCUGGCAGUCAUUCGAGAUCCAAUUGCUCAUUUCCUUUCAGGAUACAAUGAAAUCGAGUACCGGAUAAGAAGCAAGGAACCACGAAGACCCGUUGCUCAAAAAUGGCCAUUUGGAGGUCAGCCUGAGGGUUCAAUAGAACGCUUCGAACAAUUCGUUGCUGAUCUAUUGACCUGCCCCAUUGGCAAGAAGCUUCCUGGAAUCAUCAACGCGGGCGCCAUUCGGAAAUUGGAGCUGGAGCAUCUCUAUUCCAUGACGGGUGUUCUACGUCUCUUGGACAAGGAUGAUUCUGUGACUCGCAGCAAUCGCAACUUUCAUUAUUUGCCAAGUCUGAAGAAUCUCAAUGAGACAUGGGGACCGUUUGUUGUAUCCAGCUGCCCACGCUCCUUUUCCAAUACCACCAAAACCAAACUCUUGACCACGCCCAUGAUUACCGAAUCAGGCAAGCAUGAAUCGAGUGGAGAUCCACAUGGAACCUAUAAAUCCGCCAAAUUGGUGUGGAAACAUGGUGGGCCAACGGCGAAGGCAUUGUGCGCUAUUCAUCUAAUGGACUAUGCUUGCUGGCAAGAUCUGCCUGAUGGAGUUCCGAGAUUGUGCAUGGAUCUCUACGUGGACUACCAUAGAAGGAAUCUUUUGCUCUAG